Fonsecaea pedrosoi CBS 271.37 is the source of this 195-nucleotide messenger RNA. RefSeq lists its product as uncharacterized. NCBI's taxonomy places the organism in Eukaryota, Fungi, Ascomycota, Eurotiomycetes, Chaetothyriales, Herpotrichiellaceae. The coding region runs from base 1 to 195 and encodes 64 amino acids. The transcript has 2 exons. The record is from RefSeq and is a predicted model, not a curated record.
AUGGGCCCGUCCUCCGAAUUUUGCGUUUAUCACCUUAUGCACAAGACAGAUCCGCUCGAAUUAUUCCCUGUCCGCGUAUACACCGUUGAGGGAUAUAAUUCGUUUGUCAGGAAGGAAGUGUCUGGUUCAGAGCAGAAGGAAGAAAAGAUCGGUGGGGAUGUCCCCAAGUUCCCCAACCAUAUCAAACUGGUGUAA